AUGUUUCCCCUCCAAGACAACUGGCCAGAACCGUCCCAAGCAGACUUCGCCAUAACCGACGCCGGGCCAGCCAGCAUCCUGUUGCACGAAAUGAUCAGCUCAAAGACUACCGGGGGUCGCGAGAUCGACCGGCUCGACCAGCCCCCCGCACGCCAGAAGCCGAUGCAGGUCCUCUGCCUGGGCCUUUCCCGCACCGGCACCACCUGCAGCGAAAAAUCAGCAAUGGUGCACGCGCUGGAAAGACUUGGCUACCGCAGCUACCAUUUCAACGAGACGGUCGAAAUGCAGAGAAAAGGCAAGAUGCACCUUCUCUGCUGGCGUGAGGCGCUCGAAGCCAAGCUCUACGGCCGUGGCGCAGCAUUCGGCUUGGCCGAGCUUGAGAAGCUUUUGCACGAGUACACGGCUGUGACGGAUGCCCCGUGCGCCAACUUCGUCGACGAGCUCAUCGCGGCGUAUCCCGACGCCAAGGUCGUCCUGACCACCAGGGACGACGAGCCGUGGCUGCGGUCCAUGGAAGCCUCCUACUACGACAUCCUAGGCGUUUCAGCAUGGCCGUUCGUGCGCUGGCUGGACCCUCCGGGACUGGGGGCCCUCUACGACGUCCUCCGCCUAAUUCUGGUCGACUGGACGGGCGGGCCCUGGCGCGACCGCGCGGCCCUCCGCGACGGCGCUCGCCGCCACAACGAGCACAUUCGCGCCCUGGUGCCGAAAGAGCGGCUGCUCGAAUUCCGCGUGCAGCAGGGCUGGGAGCCGCUCUGCAAGUUCCUUGGCAAGGACGUGCCCGACGAGCCGUUCCCGCGCAAGAACGAGGGCAAGCAUACGCUGACGAAGCUGCGCGUCGGCAUGGCGCUUAAGACGUUGAAGGUGGUGGUGUUGGUGGCGGUUUCGCUGCUGCGCAUGGCUGCGCUGCCCGCCUUGUUGGUUGGUGCGACUGCUUUGUUCCUGAGCAGCAGGCGCUAG
Lasiodiplodia theobromae is the source of this 960-nucleotide messenger RNA. Its product is annotated as P-loop containing nucleoside triphosphate hydrolase. The record is from RefSeq and is a predicted model, not a curated record. NCBI's taxonomy places the organism in Eukaryota, Fungi, Ascomycota, Dothideomycetes, Botryosphaeriales, Botryosphaeriaceae. The coding region runs from base 1 to 960 and encodes 319 amino acids. The transcript has 4 exons.